AUGGCGGGUAAACAGUUGAGAGCCUCUGCCAAGAGCAAGAAGUCCCCAACAAAAGCCAAAAGCUCCAGCCCGGGCCGCAAUAAGAAUAGAGGUUCAGCUAAACCGUUGACAAAUGCUAAUCGAGACUCGAUUGCUGCAGAGCGAGUUCGGGCCCUGGAGGAAGAAACCAAGACUCUGAAAGAACGAUACAAGGCUCUGAAGACCGUCUUCUUCGAGGAUAACAACAACAUGCUCUCCCCUCAGCAGAAGAAGGAGCUUAUUUCUCGACUAGACGGUUACUGCGUACAGGAUGAGUUUGAUGUCAUUGCCUCCAGUCUCCCCAAAAUUCCACGUGACGUCUCUCUAGAAACAAUGGUGAAGCUUCUUCUUGUCAAAGAGUGCAUUUCCCGAUUCUUCACGAAUCCCUUUUGGUAUCUUGUCCCGAAUCCUGGUACUAAAGAGAACCCGAAGAUGGAUACAACUGGCUUUGGAGCCCAGGUCUUUGCUCUUUAUGAGAAUAUUCGCGCCUCUGACCCAUCUGCUGCCCACCCCUGGAGGUUAUGGACGACCCGUUUUUCCAACCCAAGCGACGAGUUCGGCAAAGCUAUGGUCGCUCAACGAAAGCGUAUUGUCGAUAAGAUAUGUGAGGAUUUCUUGGAUCAAGACCUGCUGAAGUUCCUUCUAAAGAAUUCCGAGGAAUCUGCUUUCCAUGAUGCCCUUGUUCACUUGCAGAAGUGCUUCAACGAUGCCGCACAGACCUCUGUGAUACUCGCAUCGCAUCUCAAAUAUCUAGAGCUGGAAACAUUUCCCAGAAUAGGUAGUCGCAUUCUUUUCAUUGAUUUCCCUGCUGUUUAUAUUUGUGAUGGUCGUAAGGAUUCAUCUUGCCGGACGCUUGGCCACCCAGCCGUUGUCUAUGUUGAGGAUAAUGAUGAGGAUAGUGAUGAGGAUAGUGAUGAGGAUAGUGAUGAGGAUAGUGAUGAGGAUAGUGAUGAGGAUAGUGAUGAGGAUAGUGAUGAGGAUAGUGAUGAGGAUAAUGAUGUGGAUGAUUCCAACAGCUCUUGA
Aspergillus niger is the source of this 1041-nucleotide messenger RNA. RefSeq lists its product as uncharacterized. The coding region runs from base 1 to 1041 and encodes 346 amino acids. The transcript has 5 exons. The record is from RefSeq and is a predicted model, not a curated record. Lineage: Eukaryota; Fungi; Ascomycota; Eurotiomycetes; Eurotiales; Aspergillaceae.